AUGGGCUGCUCUUCGUCACUUUGUUUACUCACGCCUCGCACAUUGUUCGUCCUGCAUGGUCGCGGCUCCUCUUCAACAUCACAUGUUUGGGGCUGCGCGCCAUGGUCGCUGUGUCUCCACCGCGGCUCCUCUCCUGCGGACUCGCUGCCGCUCGUCUCCCCGUGGCCGCUGCGCUCGCGGCCAGGCUCCGCGCACCCUGCCGCUUCCAUACCGGGAACGGGACUUCUGUUUGCCUGCCGUCGUCUGCUGCCUCUGUCCACCCGUCUCCCUGCCUCCACUCACGCACGCUUCAACGACGGCGCACGCUUCAACGACGGCGCACGCUUCAACGACGGCGCACGCUUCAACGACGGCGCACGCUUCAACGACGGCGCACGCUUCAACGACGGCGCACGCUUCAACGACGGCGCACGCUUCAACGACGGCGCACGCUUCAACGACGGCGCACGCUUCAACAACGGCGCACGCUUCAACGACGGCGCACGCUUCAACGACGGCGCACGCCUUGAGGCAGCACGCUUUGAGGCAGCACGCUUCAACGACGCCGCACGCUUUGACGCAGCACGCUUCAUCGCAGCACACGUCGGUGGCCGCACGCUUCAUCGCCUGCAGAGGACAGAGGACAGUGGACAGUGGACAGAGGACAGUGGACAGUGGACAGAGGACAGUGGACAGUGGACAGAGGACAGUGGACAGAGGACAGAGGACAGAGGACAGUGGACAGUGGACAGUGGACAGAGGACAGUGGACAGUGGACAGAGGACAGUGGACAGAGGACAGAGGACAGAGGACAGUGGACAGAGGACAGAGGACAGAGGACAGUGGACAGUGGACAGAGGACAGAGGACAGAGGACAGUGGACAGAGGACAGAGGACAGAGGACAGUGGACAGUGGACAGUGGACAGUGGACAGAGGACAGUGGACAGUGGACAGUGGACAGAGGACAGUGGACAGAGGACAGUGGACAGAGGACAGAGGACAGAGGACAGAGGACAGUGGACAGAGGACAGUGGACAGUGGACAGAGGACAGAGGACAGAGGACAGUGGACAGUGGACAGUGGACAGAGGACAGUGGACAGAGGACAGUGGACAGUGGACAGAGGACAGUGGACAGAGGACAGAGGACAGAGGACAGUGGACAGUGGACAGUGGACAGAGGACAGUGGACAGUGGACAGAGGACAGUGGACAGUGGACAGAGGACAGUGGACAGAGGACAGAGGACAGAGGACAGUGGACAGAGGACAGAGGACAGAGGACAGUGGACAGUGGACAGAGGACAGAGGACAGAGGACAGUGGACAGAGGACAGAGGACAGAGGACAGUGGACAGUGGACAGAGGACAGAGGACAGUGGACAGUGGACAGAGGACAGUGGACAGAGGACAGUGGACAGAGGACAGAGGACAGAGGACAGAGGACAGUGGACAGAGGACAGUGGACAGAGGACAGUGGACAGAGGACAGAGGACAGAGGACAGUGUACAGUGGACAGUGGACAGAGGACAGUGGACAGAGGACAGUGGACAGUGGACAGAGGACAGUGGACAGAGGACAGAGGACAGAGGACAGUGGACAGUGGACAGUGGACAGAGGACAGUGGACAGUGGACAGUGGACAGAGGACAGUGGACAGUGGACAGAGGACAGUGGACAGAGGACAGAGGACAGAGGACAGUGGACAGAGGACAGAGGACAGAGGACAGUGGACAGUGGACAGAGGACAGAGGACAGAGGACAGAGGACAGAGGACAGUGGACAGUGGACAGUGGACAGUGGACAGAGGACAGUGGACAGUGGACAGUGGACAGAGGACAGUGGACAGAGGACAGUGGACAGAGGACAGAGGACAGAGGACAGUGGACAGAGGACAGUGGACAGAGGACAGUGGACAGAGGACAGAGGACAGAGGACAGUGGACAGUGGACAGUGGACAGAGGACAGUGGACAGAGGACAGUGGACAGUGGACAGAGGACAGUGGACAGAGGACAGAGGACAGAGGACAGUGGACAGUGGACAGUGGACAGAGGACAGUGGACAGUGGACAGAGGACAGUGGACAGAGGACAGAGGACAGAGGACAGUGGACAGAGGACAGAGGACAGUGGACAGUGGACAGAGGACAGAGGACAGAGGACAGUGGACAGAGGACAGAGGACAGUGGACAGUGGACAGAGGACAGUGGACAGAGGACAGUGGACAGUGGACAGAGGACAGUGGACAGAGGACAGUGGACAGUGGACAGAGGACAGAGGACAGAGGACAGAGGACAGUGGACAGAGGACAGUGGACAGAGGACAGUGGACAGUGGACAGAGGACAGUGGACAGAGGACAGAGGACAGUGGACAGUGGACAGAGGACAGAGGACAGAGGACAGUGGACAGUGGACAGAGGACAGAGGACAGUGGACAGAGGACAGUGGACAGAGGACAGUGGACAGAGGACAGAGGACAGAGGACAGUGGACAGAGGACAGAGGACAGAGGACAGUGGACAGUGGACAGAGGACAGUGGACAGUGGACAGAGGACAGUGGACAGUGGACAGAGGACAGUGGACAGAGGACAGUGGACAGAGGACAGAGGACAGAGGACAGUGGACAGUGGACAGAGGACAGAGGACAGAGGACAGUGGACAGAGGACAGAGGACAGAGGACAGUGGACAGAGGACAGAGGACAGAGGACAGUGGACAGUGGACAGAGGACAGUGGACAGAGGACAGUGGACAGUGGACAGAGGACAGUGGACAGAGGACAGUGGACAGUGGACAGAGGACAGAGGACAGAGGACAGAGGACAGUGGACAGAGGACACUGCACGCAGCGGUCCUGGCGCCCACGCAGCGGUCCUGGCGCCCACGCAGCGGUCCUGGCCCCCACGCAGCGGUCCUGGCCCCCACGCAGUGGUCCUGGCGCCCACGUCGCGGUCCUGGCCAACAACAUCCCUAGACUAG
Messenger RNA from Knipowitschia caucasica, 2949 nucleotides. The record is from the annotation of a GenBank genome assembly. NCBI's taxonomy places the organism in Eukaryota, Metazoa, Chordata, Actinopteri, Gobiiformes, Gobiidae.